UGGUGGUGACAGGCCCACUAGGGCCUGUGCCGGAGAAGCAGGCUGCUCCUUGGAAAUUUAUUUGGAAACUUUCUUCAAACGAAGGCAGGCCCCUCGACUUUCCUUAGGGAAUCCAAAGGGCAGGGAGGCCUGCAGCAGGGGCUCCCCCUUCCUCUUCUGGGGCCACCCCACUGCCCACAGCUUCGGGAGCCCUGCCUGAUGCCUGACCCUGGGCUGGCCGACCCCGCACCCUUGGGCGCUUCCCCUGUUCCCGGGCGCUGCCCAGGCCCCGGGGGACCGGGGCGCGGGCUGCUCUCCACACAGCCAUUCUUUCCCGGCCCCCUCCUCCCUUCCGUUUCCGUGGCCUUGCGGCCGGCCGGGAGGCAGCAGCCCAGCGGGCCGCAGGGCGCCGCCGCCCGCCCCUUCCCCUCAGGCCCGCCCCGGCCCCAGCCAACUGAAACCGCGGGAGGAGGAAGCGCGGAAUCAGGAACUGGCCGGGUGGGCGCUGGGCAGACUCAGUCCUCCGCGGCCCCGGGAGCAGAUGCCUGUGCAGCACGGCACUAUGGGCUUCUCUUCUGAGCUGUGCAGCCCCCAGGGCCACGGAGCACUGCAGCAGAUGCAGGAGGCCGAGCUUCGGCUGCUGGAGGGCAUGAGGAAGUGGAUGGCCCAGCGGGUCAAGAGUGACCGGGAAUAUGCAGGGCUGCUGCACCACAUGUCCCUGCAGGACAGCGGGACCCAGGGCCGGGGCAUCAGCCCCGACAGCCCCAUCAGCCAGUCCUGGGCGGAGAUCACCAGCCAGACGGAGGGCCUGAGCCGGCUGCUGAGGCAGCACGCGGAGGACCUGAACGCGGGGCCCCUGAGCAAGCUGGGCCUGCUGAUCCGCGAGCGGCAGCAGCUGCGCAAGGCCUACAGCGAGCAGUGGCAGCGCCUGCGGCAGGAGCUCUCCAAGACGCACAGCCAGGACAUUGAGAAGUUGAAGAGCCAGUACCGGGUCCUGGCACGGGACAGCGCCCAGGCCCGGCGCAAGUACCAGGAAGCCAGCAAAGACAAGGACCGUGACAGGGCCAAGGAUAAGUAUGUGCGCAGCCUGUGGAAGCUCUUUGCCCACCACAACCGCUACGUGCUGGGCGUGCGGGCUGCCCAGCUACACCACCAGCACCACCACCAGCUCCUGCUCCCCGGCCUGCUCCAGUCCCUGCAGGACCUGCACCAGGAGAUGGCGCACAUCCUGAAGGAGAUCCUGCAGGAAUACCUGGAGAUCAGCAGCCUGGUCCAGGACGAGGUGGUGGCCAUGCACCAGGAGAUGGCUGCAGCCGCUGCCCGCAUCCGGCCUGAGGACGAGUACCAGGCCUUCCUGCAACAGUACGGGUCCACACCUGAUAUCCCACCCUGCGUCACCUUUGAUGAGUCACUGCUGGAGGAGGGUGAGCUGCUGGAGCCGGGGGAGCUGCAGCUCAACGAGCUGACCGUGGAGAGCGUGCAGCACACGCUGACCUCGGUGACAGACGAACUGGCUGUGGCCACCCAGGCAGCGCUCAGCCAGCAGGAGGCCGUCGUUCAGCUACAGCAGGAGCUGCAGAACGAGGAGCAGACGUCCCCCCCCCGGGAGCGGGUGCAGCUGCUGGGCAAGAGGCAGGCAUUGCAGGAAGCGCUGCAGGAGCUGCAGGUAGCGCAGUGCAGCCAGGCCAAGCUGCAGGCCCAGCAGGAGCUGCUGCAGGCCAAGCUGGAGCAGCUGGGCCCUGGCGAGCCCCAACCCGUGCUGCUCCUGCAGGACGACCGCCAGUCCACGUCAUCCUCGGAGCAGGAGCGAGAAGGGGGACGGACGCCCACCCUGGAGAUCCUCAAGAGCCACAUCUCAGGCAUCUUCCGCCCCAAGUUCUCACUCCCCCCCCCACUGCAGCUGGUUCCCGACGUGCAGAAGCCCCUGCACGAGCAGCUGUGGUACCACGGGGCCAUACCGCGCACAGAGGUGGCGGAGCUGCUGGCGCACUCCGGGGACUUCCUGGUGCGGGAGAGCCAGGGGAAGCAGGAGUACGUGCUCUCGGUGCUGUGGGACGGCCAGCCCCGGCACUUCAUCAUCCAGUCCGCAGACAACCUGUACCGACUGGAAGGAGACGGCUUUCCCAGCAUCCCCUUGCUCAUCGACCAUCUGCAGCACUCCCGGCAGCCCCUGACCAAGAAGAGUGGUGUUGUCUUGAACAGGGCCGUGCCCAAGGACAAGUGGGCACUGAACCACGAGGACCUGGUGCUGGGCGAGCAGAUCGGGCGGGGGAACUUCGGCGAGGUGUUCAGCGGACGCCUGCGAGCCGACAACACCCCGGUGGCGGUGAAAUCUUGUCGAGAGACGCUCCCGCCUGACCUCAAGGCCAAGUUUCUACAGGAAGCGAGGAUUCUGAAGCAGUACAGCCACCCCAACAUCGUGCGCCUUAUCGGCGUCUGCACCCAGAAACAGCCCAUCUACAUCGUCAUGGAGCUCGUGCAGGGGGGCGACUUCCUGACCUUCCUUCGGACAGAGGGAGCCCGCCUGCGGAUGAAGACUCUGCUGCAGAUGGUGGGGGACGCGGCCGCCGGCAUGGAGUACCUGGAGAGCAAGUGCUGCAUCCACAGGGACCUGGCUGCUCGGAACUGUCUGGUGACGGAGAAGAACGUCCUGAAGAUCAGUGACUUCGGGAUGUCCCGAGAGGAAGCAGACGGGGUCUACGCAGCCUCCGGGGGCCUCAGACAAGUCCCGGUGAAGUGGACCGCGCCUGAGGCUCUCAACUACGGCCGCUACUCCUCCGAGAGUGACGUGUGGAGCUUCGGCAUCUUGCUCUGGGAGGCCUUCAGCCUGGGGGCUCCCCCCUACCCCAACCUCAGCAACCAGCAGACCCGGGACUUUGUGGAGAAGGGGGGCCGCCUGCCCUGCCCUGAGCUAUGCCCCGAUGCUGUGUUCAGGCUCAUGGAACAGUGCUGGGCCUACGAGCCUGGGCAGCGGCCCAACUUCAGCACCAUCUACCAAGAGCUGCAGAGCAUCCGGAAGCGGCACCGGUGAGGCUGGGCCCCGCUUUCUCAAGCCGGAGGUCUCUGCAGGCGAGAUGGUCCUCCCCACCAGCUCCAGCUCACGCUGUUGGACAGCUCUUUACAGACCUGGGCUCUGGCCUCGGUGUCCAGGCUGGCGGCAGGCUGCAGCUUCCUGUCUGCUGUGCAUCCCAGGGCGUCCCCUUCCUGGCAGAAAUAAUAAAACCACUUGUGCCCAUCAA
This is a messenger RNA of Manis pentadactyla (Chinese pangolin), 3218 nucleotides long. RefSeq names its product FES proto-oncogene, tyrosine kinase (gene FES). Lineage: Eukaryota; Metazoa; Chordata; Mammalia; Pholidota; Manidae. The record is from RefSeq and is a predicted model, not a curated record. Gene Ontology annotation, biological process: chemotaxis; regulation of mast cell degranulation; peptidyl-tyrosine phosphorylation. Gene Ontology annotation, molecular function: ATP binding; non-membrane spanning protein tyrosine kinase activity.